Molecule: messenger RNA, 1352 nt
Organism: Lasiosphaeria miniovina
Lineage: Eukaryota; Fungi; Ascomycota; Sordariomycetes; Sordariales; Lasiosphaeriaceae
Exons: 3
Coding region: 202-1134 (310 amino acids)
Source: RefSeq, a predicted model, not a curated record
GGUCGGCUUCCCCUCCUCUUACAAGGGUCAUCGACCCCUGCAAACCCCGGCUUUCAACGGCCAUCCAUCCAUCAGCCUGUCUGACAUCAACAGGACGGACAUGCAAACGUGGUAUCAGCCAUAACAAACUUGAAACAUCGUGCUGCGCUUCUUCUGCUGCGUAAUCCGGGAUAUAGGCCGUUGUAUCAUCCCAAUACCAUCAUGUCCGAGACAGCAAAGCGGCGGGUUGAAGCGAUUGGCAGCCAUCUCGCAGCGCCGUCAGCAGCCACCAGCAUCCCGCCCAUCACAAAGAUCGCAUCCAACUCCAACGGCCCCCGGGUCGUUGGCAAGGUGGUCAUUGUCACCGGCGCGAACUCUAUUCUCGGCAUUGGCCGGGCCUCAGCGCACCAGUUCGCGCAGAACGGGGCCCGGGCCGUCUACAUCUGCGACUACGACGACUCCAACCUCGCCGAGCACAAGCGCGAGAUAAACGCCGCGUGGCCCGGGGUGGACGUGCACGUGCGGAAAUUCGAUGCCGCCGCCGAGGAAGCCGUCAAGGCCGUCGUCGACGACGCCCUCGCGCGCUACGGCCGCCUUGACGUCUUCUUCGCUAACGCUGGCAUAAUAGGGCCGUUGUCCAAGUUCACCGACGUCGACGCCGACGACUUCAUGGAGGCAUUUCGCGUCAACACGCUUGGCGUCUUCCUGGCCGCCAAGUACGCCGCGCCGGCGAUGCAAAAGACAUCACCCGAGAAGCCAGAAUCAUCGGGGAGCAUCAUCGCGACGGCGUCGGUGGCGGGACUGCGGUCCAACGCCGGCCCCACGCCGUACUCAGCCUCCAAGGCGGCCGUGAUCUCGCUGGCGCAGACCAUGGCCUACCAGCUCGUGGGCACGGCGAUCCGCGUCAAUGUGCUCUGCCCCGGCAUGAUCGAGACGGGCAUGACGUCGCCUGUGUUCGAGGCCGCGCGCGCGCGCGGCACCCAAGGCAAGAUCGGACAGCUCAAUCCGCUGCGGCGGAGCGGGCACGCCGACGAGAUCGCCCGCGUCGCCCUCUUCCUGGGCAGCGACGAGAGCAGCUAUGUCAACGGGCAGGCCUGGGCUGUGGACGGCGGCUUGAGCGUUGGCCACCCCUUCGUCCCAGGGAAAAUGGCUUGAUGGCUGUUUUUGGCUGUGCCAUCUGCAAAAAUCUAUGUUUACGAACCUACUUUUCUGUAUCAGUUAACGGGAAGGAGCCAAAAAAACGGGUUGAAAUAUCUUUCUUAGUUGAUGGGGAUAUGGCGGAUAUACGGAUAGUGUUUGGAGUUUGUUGAACCACAUUAGCAUCCCUAGAUGUCAAAGGUAUUUUCCAAAUACAGCGAAUAAGUCGUCUCCAG